Homarus americanus (American lobster) is the source of this 776-nucleotide messenger RNA. Its product is annotated as probable low-specificity L-threonine aldolase 2. The coding region runs from base 306 to 761 and encodes 151 amino acids. Gene Ontology annotation, biological process: L-threonine catabolic process; glycine biosynthetic process. Gene Ontology annotation, cellular component: cytosol. Gene Ontology annotation, molecular function: L-allo-threonine aldolase activity. The transcript is spliced from 5 exons. NCBI's taxonomy places the organism in Eukaryota, Metazoa, Arthropoda, Malacostraca, Decapoda, Nephropidae. The record is from RefSeq and is a predicted model, not a curated record.
CUGUAUGUGUAAUUUAGAAUAAUGUCUGGGAUUUUGUGGUAUAUUGGUAGUAUGGGUAUUACUUGAGGUCUUAUUACCUCUCAUAUAGCUAUAAAUUUUUUAGUUUUAAAUUUAUUUUCUCCUCUGUUAGAGUUGUGUCAGCAAGUUAUGGUCUUUUACGGAGAAAGUUGGUGAGAAGUGUGGUGGGGAGGAGUGUAGCCUGGCAGCAGGAGAGGUCUUACCGCCCACCUCCAUCGGUACUAGAUAAGUUUAAGGGGCAUGUUGUAGAUUUGCGUUCUGACACCUUAACUAAACCCAGUCCCGGCAUGAAGAAGGCCAUGAUGGAUGCACUACUUGGGGAUGAUGUCUAUCGUGAAGAUCCAACAGUGUCAGAGCUGGAGAAUUGUAUGGCAGCUUGUACGGGAAAGGACUCGGCCCUGUUUGUACCAUCAGGCACUAUGGGAAACCUUAUUUGUGUAUUAGGCCACUGUGAGCAUCGAGGAUCAGAAGUACUACUGGGUGAUCAAGCACACAUCUUCCUCUAUGAACAGGCUGGUAUGGCUCAGCUUGGUGGUAUACAGCCUCACAUCAUCCCCACUGAACCAAAUGGAACAUUUGAUGUUAAUGAGAUAUCAGCAAGGUUGCGUGUUGAAGAUGUACACUGCCCAAGAACCACACUUAUAUGUAUUGAAAAUACUCAAAAUGUAUGUGGUGGGAAGGUUGUGCCUUGUCACUGGAUUGAUGAGGUAAAUAUUGUGAUUCCACUUGUUUCAUUUAGCUGAAGUUGUGGUGAAAUU